UCGAUGACACUAAAAAAUCAAAAUCAAAAUGUUGAGAUUUAGGAUUUUUAUUCUCAUAUUUUCCGCAUUUUACGAACUUUCCCGGUGUUCAAAACCAGCAGGAUUGUACACACCACCAUGUGAUGUAUUCACCUUGAACAUUAAUAACUUUACAACCGUUAUAAAAGCCUCGGAAUCGGCGUUUUUUGUCAAGUUUUAUUCAGCAUGGUGUGGCCACUGCAUCAACUUUGCUCCAACAUGGAAACAGCUGGCUUCAGACACCAAAGGUUGGAGGCCAGCCAUCAAGAUUGGUGCUAUAGAUUGUUCCACCCUCGCUAACAUGCCAGUAUGUCGCCUCCAGAACAUCGAGGGAUAUCCAUCUAUCAAGUUUUUCUUGCCCAAACCAAAGGUUGAUGAUGAUGGCGUGGUAAUCGGGAAACAUUACGAAAAUCAAGAGCGUGAUAUUGAGACAUUGAAAAGGAGUAUGGUCGAAUAUUUAGAAAAUGCGACGUCAAAAUGGAAAUCAUUUGACCCAAAACGCUUAGCGCCCUUCAGUUCAAGUUCAACAAAAUCUCUGCAUAAAGACUGCAUAGAAAGGGGCCUUGAUCCCGAGAUCAUCACCAUCGUCAAAGUUUAUGAAGAUAGAAAGUCAUUGCUGGGCAGAGAGUUGAUCCUUGACACGUGUGCUUACUCUAACCAAGUCAUGGUCUACAGAUUCGUGGUGAAACCAGACCAGCUCAAAGCUAUGAAGCUCGAAACACUUCCAACCAUCAGGAUUUACAGUAAAGGCAGCACAACUGCUUUUCAAUUACCAUCGCUUCACUCGAACCUGUUGAGACACGCGUGCCGCUAUGUCAUCAACAAAAAAUACGGCAUCCCGAUCGGGUAUAAAGUGGAGAACGCGGAUCAGGUGAACCACUUGGACAAGACAAUGCAUCAGGCCAAGGAGACUGAGAAGCAAGAGGAGUUCCAUAAGAAGAUGAGGUUGUCACAUCACGCCCACAUGCAGGAUCUUGAUUCUGGUCUUUGGUAUUCGUUCAAUUACGAAAUAGCUGGGAAGAAGGUCAUUGAUGGAGACAAGUUUAUGGCACUGAAGGACUAUGUCACUGUCUUAUCGAAGUACUACCCUGGCCGCCUGGAAACCAAGGCCUACCUCAAAAGUUUACUCACUGAGAUCACAACUGUGUGGCAGACUUCAGUGACGGGUGAAAAAUUCAGCGCGUUCCUGAAGGAGUGUCAGGAUAAAGAUGAGUUUAUCCCUCAUUCCAAACCCCUGAGGUACACGGCAUGCCGAGGCAGUAAAGCCAACCUCCGCGGCUACACAUGCUCCCUCUGGCAACUGUUCCACACACUAACUGUCAACUGGUUCUUGGAAAUGAAAAGAGCUGGUCAAGAACACAACACCGACAAAAAGCUUGAGAUCCUUGAUGUGAUGAAGGGCUAUGUUUCCGACUUCUUUACCUGCAAAGAAUGUGUCAUCAAUUUCAAGAAGAAGCAUAUUCCUGCCAUGCAGUUGGUGAAGGACGUUGAAGGGGCUGUCCUCUUUCUCUGGGACGCUCAUAAUAAGGUGAACAAGAGGCUGGCCAAGGACAUCAAGACCAAUGAUCCACUCCAUCCUAAACUCCAUUUUCCACCUCAAGAACUUUGUACAGAAUGUCGUAAAUCAGAUGCAAAAGCUGCGGAGGUGAUUUGGGAUAAUCAGAAAGUUUUGCAAUUUCUUGUUACAUUUUACGCCAAGGAUAACAUUGUACAGGAUAAUGAGCAAAAAACAUGGAGUCGUGUCAAAAAAGUAGAGAAUUUGUCCGAAAAUUCUAAAAUAAAUCCUAAAUUUAAUGUUUUGAAAAGUAAAAAAGUGCAGAAAAGUCUUUUAGAUCGAGAGAAGCGUUUAUCAGAAAAAGAGGUCGACGGGAAAAAUGAGAAGAUGGCACUUUUAAAACUGCGUGAAUUGAAUACACGCCACCACGAGGGGAGAACACGAUCUUUUCUCAAUUCUUGGGGUCUUAGUAAUAUAGAUAUCAGCAUGUGUGUGGUGUUUUAUAUCGUGUGUUCAUGUAUCAUUUUGAUGUUGUAUUUUCACUUUACGGUACGACGGAAGUUCAGGUGUAAAUACUGUCAGGUAUGACGUUUCUCAGCCACCUGGCUUCCCUUUUACACACGGCCACAGUGCAGAUGUGAUUAAUGUCAUAAGAAGACUGAAAAGUCUCUUAAUUUGUCGUCUUGGAAAUACAAACUAAGAGAUUUUUCUGCAUCUGGUGCGAGUGCAGGCCGAGGCCAUUUGGUUUUGAUGAAGCCAGUUGUUGGGCCUACCCUGUUCAUUGCACCGACUGCUGAUGUUGUUAAAAGGAGAAGUUUGGUGGCUUGUUUGUGAUUAAACAAAUGUUCUAGUCAUCAGUGUUCAAGCAUGUUUCAUUCUGUGUCUUUGCCUUCACAAAAAAUUGAAAAAAAUAAAGCAAAAGAUGAGCUUUAUUCAUGUUAUGCUCCCUUGACUUGAAUGCUGACAGCGUUUCUCUGGUGUUUGGAAUUUCUCAUUUCACUUCUGCCUUUUGAAUAUGACGGUGAAGGUGAUUGCUCAUUGUGUAUGUUAUCAGAUGUGUGUGGGAGG
Molecule: messenger RNA, 2581 nt
Organism: Lineus longissimus
Lineage: Eukaryota; Metazoa; Nemertea; Pilidiophora; Heteronemertea; Lineidae
Product: sulfhydryl oxidase 2-like
Exons: 9
Coding region: 29-2101 (690 amino acids)
Biological process (GO): protein folding
Cellular component (GO): Golgi membrane
Molecular function (GO): protein disulfide isomerase activity; flavin-dependent sulfhydryl oxidase activity
Source: RefSeq, a predicted model, not a curated record